AUGGCUACACAAUUUUGGAUAUAUGAUAGGAUCAUUGGUUGGCUACGAAAAGAGGGUGACCUGUCGCCUAUUGAGCUAAGAAGGAGAUUGUUGCAAUUCCAUCAUCUUAAGCUUCCAUACCACAGAGUUUGGCGAGAAAAGGAGCUUGCCAUGUCUAUGAUUCAUGGCAAUUGGGCAGAUUCUUUUGAGAGCAUGGAGGAUUUCAAGGAGGAGCUUUUGAAAAGAAACCCGGGUAGUGUAGUAAAGCUAAAGUUAGAUGUGACUGGUGAUAAGCAUUACUUCCAUCGCUUCUUUAUUUGUCUACGUGCUUGCAGUAUGGGCUUUUUAGUUGGUUGUAGGCCUUUUAUAGGCCUAGAUGGUUGCCACUUAAAGAAGAAGUAUAGGGGUGUGAUAAUGGCUGCUACAUCACUUGAUGGAAAUAAUGGUUUGUUUCCAGUUGCUUUUGGUGUUGCAGAAUCUGAAAAUAGUGAUAGUUGGACUUGGUUUUUGGAGACACUUAAAGAAUCAAUUCAAACUCCAGAAGGUCUAGUACUUGUAUCAGAUCGACAAAAGGGAUUGAAAAAAGCAGUACAAUAUAUAUACCCCCAAAUAGAACAUAGAAAAUGCAUGAAACACUUGUAUAAAAACUUUCAAACAAAAUUUUCAAGAUAUUGGCUUAAAAUUAAGUUAUGGGGAGCUGCAAGGGUAUACACAAAAGUCCAACAUGAUGAUAUUAUCAAUCAAAUUAAGGAGGCUAGCUUGGAGGCAUUCAAGUAUCUUAAUGCUGAAAAUAUUGGUUUAUGGAGUAGAUCUCAAUUUGGCAUCACAGCUAAGUGCUCCUAUAUAACAAACAACCUUUCGGAGUCAUUCAAUGCUUGGAUUUCUGAGGCUAGACAUAGGCCAGUUCUUGAUUUAUUAGAUAUUGUAAGACAAAAAAUUAUGGUGAAAAUGGAAGCAAGAAGGAGAAUGGCUGCCUGCUGGAAAGGAAAUUUAGUUCCUGUGGUAAUAAAGUAUGUAAGAGACAUCAGCCUUAAGCUAGGUGAUUAUACUGUUUAUGAAACCGGUGAUUACAGAGCAGAAGUAAUUGAGACUAAUGGAAGGUAUGAAGUAAUUCUAAAUGAACAAAGGUCUUCUUGUCGUCUGUGGGAGGUGUCAGGCAUUCCUUGUGUGCAUGCUGCAGCUUUUAUUUGUAGUAUGAGAGGUGCAAAUUUGGAAAAUUAUAUCUCGGAGUACUUGACCAUUGCCAAGUAUUAG
Messenger RNA from Phoenix dactylifera (date palm), 1233 nucleotides. The record is from RefSeq and is a predicted model, not a curated record. NCBI's taxonomy places the organism in Eukaryota, Viridiplantae, Streptophyta, Magnoliopsida, Arecales, Arecaceae.